This is a messenger RNA of Exaiptasia diaphana, 1488 nucleotides long. RefSeq lists its product as uncharacterized. Gene Ontology annotation, molecular function: catalytic activity. Lineage: Eukaryota; Metazoa; Cnidaria; Anthozoa; Actiniaria; Aiptasiidae. The record is from RefSeq and is a predicted model, not a curated record. The transcript has 3 exons. The coding region runs from base 1 to 858 and encodes 285 amino acids.
AUGGAAAGUUUUCGAGGUCUUCAAGACUUAAUAUUUUACUAUUAUAGUACGCCUGCCCCAACCAAGAAGUCAUCACAAAGAUUUUGUUUCGAAUCCUCUUCCUGUCAACCCGAGCAUCUCAAGUUUUUAACAGUCAACUGCGGAGGGUUAAAAGGUCUAAAUAAAAGGUUACAGAUCCAAGAUSUAGUUGUAACUCAUAAUCCAGAUGUUAUUUUUGGAACUGAAUCCCACCUGGACCCAACCAUCAACUCCGCUGAGAUUUUUCCCGACCAAUAUGAUAUCUAUAGAAAAGGUAGAAACAUCCAUUGUGGUGGAGUCUUCUUAGCAAUCAAGAAAAGUAUAUUCUAUUCUAUUCCAUUCAACUCGUUUGACUUCGACUGUGAAGUAUUCUGGCUCAACCUCCUUGUUAACGGCGGAAACCCCAUGUUUAUUGGAGUGUUUUAUCGUCCUCCAGAUAGUAACAUCCUGCCUUUGGAAAACCUUCAGUCAUCACUCGACCUCAUAACCAGUGGUAGCAACCUCCCAAAUAUCAUCUUAUCUGGUGACUUCAAUCUUCCUAGCAUCGAUUGGAACACUUACUCUGUGUCCCCAAAUCCCCAAUAUGGUACCAGAGUAAACAACGAUUUCCUUGAUAUCAUUAAUUCUUCCUCCCUUAGCCAGUGCCAGCUGGAACCUACUAGAGGACCCAAUGUCCUCGACCUUGUAUUUACUUCAAACACUAACUUGUUUACAGAUUCCUCAGUACAACCUGGGAUAAGCGACCAUGAUGCUGUCUUAUUUCACAUCAAAUCCAGUAUCAAGGUAUUUAAAAGUCUCGAUAUCAAAGCUCAUCAAAGGACUUGUGGAAGUUGGAAUUGACAAAAAUCUUCUUGGAAACAGAAGAAUUAUAUUUCCACAGCUCGUUGCUAGACAACCCGAUGAAGAGGAUAGCGACUUGUCAGACAGUCAAAACAUUGACUCGUCUGAAAUUCAAGAAAGUGACAGUGAGGAGGAAGGAGAAGAAGGCGAACAAGAAAAUGAUGAGCUGUCAGCAAGCCCAGAAUCGAGUAUUGACAGCGGUUCAGACUACCAUGUUGAAGUUGAAGUUGUCAUAUAUGUUUGUCGUGACUUCAAACAGUUCUAUACUCAAUGUCGUACAAUGCAUCAAAUGUUUAUGACGUGAAGGGUAUUACUGUCGUGAUAAUCAGCUGAUUGAAUUCGAUAUUUGUUGUCACAUCUUUCCAGUGGAUUCUCAUACUAGGAAAGCCAAAUUUAUUCGGGUGUGAAGAAUGUGAUGCCGUUCAUUAAAUAUCGUUAAAAUAAAAAAACUUGAAACUCAUUGAUAAUCAUGUUAAUAAAAAACAUCCAUAAGGCAGAAUAAAUCCCCUCGUUUGGAUUAAAUAAAAGAGUUUUUAACCAGUAAACAUUAUCCGUUUAUAGUGUUAUUGUUUUUCUCAUCGUACAAUCAGAACUUAAGUCAUAAUUUUGAUUAAUAUGGAGCAGUUGUAU